CUCGCGGGGUUGGGCUCUGGCGAAGGGACUGCGGGAUAUGCCACGAGGCCAUGGGAAAGCGGCUCGGGAAACUUCCCUGCCAGGAGCAGCGAGCAGGUGUCCGGCAGCUGCCUGUUGUAGCUGGUGAAAGUUGUUUCGGUUCACACCGGCUCUGGGUGUUUGGGAGCUCCGGGAAGGUGAAGGACACGACGGCGAGCCGAGGGCUGCAGUGAUGGCACGGCAGGAACACGGCUGCAGUCGCUUCUGUUUGAAGGAGGGUGGUGGUUUGCCAGUUCAUUUUGGGCGUUCACACCUGUGAAAUUUGAUAAUGAAUCCCUUAUGUGUCUCUAUGUAACAGACCAUGUAACAAAGGACCAUUUCUUCAUAAAUAUGGAGGGCGAUUAUAAGUAUAAAUCUGUUUUCUUGGAGGUUUUGACUGCUCCUGUCCUUGCAGGCUUUUUGAAUGUCUUGCCAGAAGAGCUGCAUCUGGAGUAUUACAACUGCAGAGCAAAGAAUAUCAUUGGGAAUUAUAUAAAUACUGUUAGUUGUACAAUGGAAAAAUCGUCUGCUUCAGUUGAAAGCUUUAAAUGCAUCUACAAAAGCAAUUUGCUCUCUGCUUUCAAGAACACGGACACCCAACCAUCGUCUGCCUUUGGACUGGGAGGACAGCAAACAUCAAGCUUUGGGCUCUCAAGCUUUCCUGUGAGCAGCAGCAGUACCAGUGCCAGCAGUUUCUCCUUUAAAGCCAGUUCCAGCCUUAUCAGUUCCUCAUCGUCUGGAACCAGCCCUGCUGCUGGGGUCUCUUCUGCUGCCGGUAGUGCUCCUGCGUUUGGGGUGACAUCCUCUCCCAGUGCACCCCAGCCUGCUGGGUUUGGCAGCCCAGCAGCUCCAUCUGCAGCCUCCUUCUCCUUUAAAACAGCUGCAACAGCUGGUGGCUUUGGGACUUCUGGGUUUUCGGGCUUUGGCAGUGCUGCUGCUGUGAACUCUUCCAGCACCACCACUCCGCUCCCAGCCUUCGGAGCCUUUAAUGCAGCCACAGCCACUUCUGCCUCACCUUCAAGUGGUGCUUUGUUUGGACAGACUGCCAGUGCCUCUGGACAUCACGUCACCUCAGCGUCUGCUGCAGUCACCAGCACCACCGCCUCAGAGAAGUUAUUUACACCCAAGAGCGAAUUAUCAGCUGAAGAGUGGCAACAGUUUGAAGCAAAGGAGUUCACCAUUGGAAAGAUUCCUCUUAAGCCACCCCCAUUAGAACUUUUAAAUGCUUAUGACCUUUUAAGUUUAUUCAGAAGUAACAUGUUUUGAAUCAAAUCAAAGGCUUCCAUUUUGUUACUUUUUGUUUC
This is a messenger RNA of Lepidothrix coronata (blue-crowned manakin), 1322 nucleotides long. RefSeq names its product nucleoporin-like protein 2. Gene Ontology annotation, cellular component: nuclear envelope. The record is from RefSeq and is a predicted model, not a curated record. The coding region runs from base 319 to 1284 and encodes 321 amino acids. Lineage: Eukaryota; Metazoa; Chordata; Aves; Passeriformes; Pipridae. The transcript is spliced from 4 exons. Gene Ontology annotation, molecular function: nuclear export signal receptor activity.